This is a messenger RNA of Periconia digitata, 2350 nucleotides long. NCBI's taxonomy places the organism in Eukaryota, Fungi, Ascomycota, Dothideomycetes, Pleosporales, Periconiaceae. The record is from the annotation of a GenBank genome assembly.
UCUGUCAAAAUGGCCCUCAACAUCACAGCUGAUCCAUCUCCUGAUAGCCAAAUUGCCCUUGGACGAGAUAUCCUGAACGACCGAAAGAGUCUUUUCCACUGUUUUUACGCGUCGUCAGAUACAGCCAUCCAACAAAUCCAGAACUCAAUCAAGGACCCAGUCAAUCUCCAGCAAAUCUUGACCUACGCUGUCGCCUAUAUCGAUCAAGGAGUGUCAGUCUCCAAUGACGAACGGAAGCAAUAUGAAAUCCUCGUGAAGCGAUAUGGUGCGGCCGAGGAGAAAAUCAAGAAAGACCAAGGCAAGUUGCAAGUCCUCAACGAGAAAUUGAAAACACAAGAUGCUCGGAUCAUAGAGCUCGAGAUCAAACUUGCGGCUCAUGAAAGAGUCUACCCUAAGAUUCGACCUGUAUCAAAUACCGAGGCCCAGCAGGGCCAGGUCUCGCUCACUCCUGUGGAGGCACAGUUGGUAAACGCACGACAACAGCUUGCAGAAAAAACCUCUCUCUUAGAGGAAAACCAUGAGAAAUAUGAACAUAUGCUCGUGGUCGAUAAGCAGGCCAAGGACAUCGCGGAACGUGAGAAAGUUGCGCUCGAAGCUCGCGUAGUGGCACUAACUCAAGAGGUGCUGACUCUCCAAAAGAGUUUGGCCCAGGUGCAUGGCCAGCUGGAGGAGGCGAAGCAUCACCUUGAUGUUGAUGGACAUAUUAUUUCGGGGGUGCAGGAGGAGCGCGGUAACUUGAAGACAUUGUUCAACAAGAAAAUGGUGGAAGUGAAAUCUCUUGAAGAUGAGCUUCAGCUUGUCCGGACUGAGUUGAAAACAGCCACAGAAGAACAUCUCCUUUUCGAAGGAAAGCACAAGGAUUGUCAGAAACGACUUGAAGAGGUUGUUCGACAGUACGAGGCCUUGAAGGAGGAAAAGAGAGUCUUAGAAGAGGAACACAAAACCUGUCAAGCAGCCCAACCAGAGCCUUCUGCAGACGAAGAACCACCUGAGGAUCUCAGCAAGCCUGUCAAACCCAACAAAGUCACACUCAAAAACCCAAUCAAGAUUGCCGGAAGCUUACGUGGAGCGCGGAAAGAGAUCGAUGACAAAUUUUGGGAAGUCAACGUUCCUUUCCCCAUCACUAUCUUUGGCUACAAGAGCUCCAAGAUCUUCGUCAGUGACAAUGGCACAAUAUGCCUGGAUCAGGCUACACACGCAAGGGAUAAGAGGGAGGGCGAAAGAUUGCCGCACUAUGACCGCAUGCCGGUGUAUUCGCUCUUCCCUUACUGGACUGACUUGCUAAUCGCCAAAGACAUGCCUCAUGGCAUAUUCUGGGAGGUGACUGGGGCUAGUCCGAACAGAUCUCUCUCAAUAGAGUGGUAUGUCACUCGCUACCAGCACGAAGAACAAUACUUUCAUUUCAAAGUGGUGGUCGAUGAAGCGUCGCCUAACGUGGUGGCGUUCGAAUAUUACGAUGUCAGGGACAAAGGAGCCAAGGGAACCAUCGGUAUUCAAGGCCCAAAAAAUGCUCAUCUUCAGUUCUCAUACAACAAAGCAAAGUUGUAUCCCGGACUGCGACUAGUAUUUGAUACUGCCAAAAACAACAUAACUGAAUCUCGCUGUGAAGUGCCACAGUGAGACUUCGCCGAUGUUGAAGACUGCAAUCUUAGUUAGGAUAGUUGAGUCACGUAGUUGAUUUGAUCGCAAAUGAAAUUUUGUCUCUAGACUUUGUCUUCCACUUAAUCCUAAUACAAUAUUGGUAGUUGAUGUUUGUGUCGGAUCUGGCUGAUGAAGACGGUGCUCAAGUCACGACGAACAAAGAACGCUUUACGUGUGGAGUGAACGUCAUCACAUAGCCAGACUAUAUCAAAACGUGGUUAUCCUCUUUGUUAUCGUGAGUUAUUCCCCGUUGCUCUGGAUUUGUUGCUGUUGCACUGUAACAAGGUCUUUCUCGGGAUCCGCAAUGCAUCCAUAUACCGGCUAUAUAGAUAGCAUCAGCUAUCUUUCACUGCCGUACCAUGUAUUACCUGCAUACCUAGGUAGGCACUCGGGUUUCCUAGUAGUGUGCAUACAUCAAUUGUAUGUAGCUUCCAAGCCGUCAGCACGACUUCGACAAGGGUUGACCGCGUACGAUCCUGCGGGAUUGAAACAUUGACCUACUGAAGCCCAUUUAAUAUAUAAAUUAAGUGCGGGGGAUUGGAUUGCUGCGAACGUACCGCGAGUUGGCGUGAAGAUAGUACGAGUACAAUUUGCUGGCUAGUCGGCUUAUCCUCGGCUGAAUGGACCUGCCCCCACGUAAGGAUACCUCGGCUCUGUUAGAGCACCCGUCAAUGGGUCUCAAUAUUUCCACGCAUGAUAUAUAAUUCAU